This is a messenger RNA of Pelobates fuscus (common spadefoot toad), 1200 nucleotides long. RefSeq names its product nucleotide sugar transporter SLC35D2-like. Lineage: Eukaryota; Metazoa; Chordata; Amphibia; Anura; Pelobatidae. Gene Ontology annotation, cellular component: Golgi apparatus. Gene Ontology annotation, molecular function: antiporter activity; UDP-N-acetylglucosamine transmembrane transporter activity; UDP-glucuronate transmembrane transporter activity. Bases 153 to 1199 code for a protein of 348 amino acids. The record is from RefSeq and is a predicted model, not a curated record. The transcript has 12 exons.
CCAGGCCAGCUUGUACCCUCCCUCAGCCACCUGUCAUGUGGGCGUAGUCAGCAUGGGCGCUGCUAGGACGGUGCUCAGGGUGUGUUGUGCCCGGACGUUCUUUUUAGAAUGAAAAGAAUCCGACCAGAAUCGUUACUCGCUCACUGCACAGCAUGUCUCUUCCCAGCUCACAGACUGCGAACCCCCGCCUGGCUAGAAUACUCUCUGCGCUGUUCUAUGGACUCAGCUCCUUCCUCAUUGUUUUGGUCAACAAGACCGUGCUCACCACAUACAGGUUUCCAUCAUCAACAUGUCUUGGAAUUGGACAGAUGGGGAUUACGAUCUUAGUAUUGUACAUAGGGAAACUAUACAGUAUCAUUACUUUUCCUGAUUUUGACAGGCAGAUUCCAAAAAAGUUAUUUCCCCUACCUCUAAUCUACAUUGGUAAUCAUUUGACAGGGUUAUCAAGUACACAGAAACUAAGCUUGCCCAUGUUUACAGUCCUCCGUAAAUUUUCAAUUCCAUUAACGCUCAUUCUUGAAAUUAUUAUCCUUAGGAAACGGUAUACAUUUUCAGUUGUGCUGAGUGUUGUUUUGAUGGUUCUUGGGGCUUUAAUAGCAGCUAGUUUUGAUCUUUCAUUUAACUUGGAAGGAUACAUCAUAGUGUUGUUGAAUGACUUAUUCACAGCUUUAUAUGGAGUUUAUACAAAGGAGAAAAUUGAUCCAAAGGAACUGGGUAAAUAUGGAGUUCUUUUUUACAACGCAAGUUUUAUGAUUCUUCCCACCUUGCUUUUUACUUUAUGGACUGGAGAAUUUUGGCAGGCUGUAAGUUUUAGUGAAUGGACAAAUAUCUAUUUUACUGCACAAUUCGUCCUUUCCUGCUUGAUGGGAUUUAUCCUGCUAUAUUCAAUUGUGCUGUGCAGUUACUAUAAUUCAGCUCUUACAACUACUGUUAUUGGUGCUCUCAAGAAUGUAUCCGUGGCCUAUAUCGGUAUUAUCUUCGGAGGAGAUUACAGCUUUUCUUGGUUAAACUUUAUAGGUUUAAAUAUUUGUAUGGCAGGUGGCAUUUCUUACUCUUUCUUUACAUUAUGGUCAAAUAGACAACCCAAGGACAACAAAAUGGAGAUCAAGGAUGCAAACAGCACUCGCCUGCGGGAAGAUGAGAAAAACGCAACAUAUGAUUUAGAACAACGGUUACCAAUCAGGCACAAUGAAAAAUAAG